This is a messenger RNA of Stylonychia lemnae, 876 nucleotides long. The record is from the annotation of a GenBank genome assembly. Lineage: Eukaryota; Ciliophora; Spirotrichea; Sporadotrichida; Oxytrichidae.
AUGACAUUAGACCUUGCAGUUGAACAAGCAAUCUCAAUUGGAAGUAUUUCUUCUAAUGGAAAUGACGGUCACUGGAACAUUGGCAAUGGUAAUCAUGCUGAAGAACUCUAAGUUCAGCAAGAUUUCCAUUUCGGUGAAUUCGUUAAUAAUGGAGAUAAAAACAGCAUGUAAUUUGGCAACAAUAACGGAGACAAACAAGCUGCUCAUGAAAAACCAAAGCAUUAGCACAAGGCAAGACCAGAGAGAUAAUCUAAGACUUCAGAGCCAACUUAUAAAUUCGAUAAGUUCGAUAAUGAGGGAAAUGGAAAUCAUUUUGGAUUCGGCAACAACAAUGCUGAAGAUCUAUCAGUUGAGUAAAAAUUCGUGAUUGGAAAAUUCGAUAACGAAGGAGAUGGAAACGAUUUCAGAUUUGGAAACAACAACAAAGGACUCUAAGUCUAGGACUUUGCUAAGGGCUUCAAAUUUGACAACACUGGAAGUCUUAAUGACAUUAGUCUCUCCUAAGAGGGUGACUCUGACUUCGCCAGAGAUGUUGAUAUGAAGAAUAAAGGAAGUUAAAAUGCCUUUACCAUUAGCAAUGAACAAAAAGUACAAGACUUUGCAAAGACUGUAAACAUCUUGAACAAAGGAAACCAAAACUAGUGGACUAUUGACAACGAAGAGGGUACCACUAAGAAAGCCUCAAAAAAGCAAAGAAGAUAGGAUAAUGAUGACUACUCCGAUGAUGAAGAAGAAGUACUCUCUGUCCAAAACUACAAGAGAGGUAUUGAUGGCUAACUUAGAAAGACAAGAAGAAUCUCAGACUAUCCUUAAGUUUAAUAGUACUACUAUCCAUACGGAGGUCCAGUUUACUAUCCAUACCCAUACGAUGAUUGA